CUAUGGCCAUCUACUCCUCCAUGAUGACCAGUGACAACUAUUACUAUACCCACAACAUCUGGCACAUGCUGCUGGCGGGGAGCACAGCGUUCUUGCUUCCACCACCUGACAAGCAUGCUGAGCCUACUCACAGAAGCUCAUUUGCCACUAUCAGAUCUGCAAGAACCACCAAGAGGAACUUUACACAGUGACAUGAUGUAGCUAACUCAGGGACACCCACAGCUUUGGUGAUGACCUCUGUAGCCAUGGGCCAGGACCAAGGGAGAGGGACCCUGUCCAGAUGGAUUUCCAACUGUAUAAAAUUGCUCUGCGCACCCAUUUGCUUCCUCCUCCAGAAGAGAGGACCCCCCCCCAAUUCCCUAGUGCUUGCUGGCUACCAACUGACCCCAUCCCUCUGCAAGUCCCAGAUGGUAUCUGCAGUGGCCCCUGGGGCCAGGGCCUGGCUGCCUGGAACCACAGGAGUGGAGAUGAUGGCUGCCACCCUGCAUUGGCCCAAGCAUGUGUUUGGGAAGGGGGCUGCUAGAAUGACCUGGCCCAGCCUUUCUCCCGCCUCUGUGGGGGAAGCAGGAGAAAGAAAAGGAGAGAGACAAAUAUCCACCUGAGAGAUGAACAUGAUCCUUGGCCUCUCCUCUGCUCCCCUACUGAGGAUCGAACCGCAAACUUUUGUUGUACCGGAUGGCACUCCAACCGAGCCACUCAGCCGAGGCUACAGUUAUAUUUCAAGGCUGGUCGCAAUGCCAUUGCACAAAUUCCCGGUCUUUCUAUGGAAGCGGCUACGGCUGCGGGAGGGCAUCUGCUCCCGCCUGCCCCAGCACUACCUUCGCUCACUUGAGGAGAAGCGGACGCCCACUCCCGUGCACUACAGGCCACACGGGGUCAAGUUCAAGAUCAACCCCAAAAAUGGGCAGCGGGAGCGCGUGGAGGACGUGCCCAUUCCCAUUCACUACCCCCGCGAGUCCCAGCUGGGGCUCUGGGGCGGCGAGGGCUGGAUCCUGGGCCACAGAUACGUCAACAAUGACAAGCUCUCAAAGAGGGUGAAGAAGCUGUGGAAGCCACAGCUGUUUCAGCGCGAGCUCUACAGUGAGAUCCUGGACACAAAGUUCUCUGUGACUGUGACUAUGCGCACCCUGGACCUCAUCGAUGAAGCUUAUGGGUUUGACUUCUACAUCCUGAAGACCCCGAAGGAGGACCUGUGCUCCAAGUUUGGGAUGGACCUGAAGCGAGGGAUGCUGUUGCGGCUUGCCCGACGGGACCCCCAGCUGCACCCGGAUGACCCUGAGAAGAGGGCAGCCAUCUAUGACAAGUAUAAGGAGUUUGUCAUCCCGGAGGAGGAGGCUGAGUGGGUUGGCCUGACACUGGAUGAAGCUGUGGAGAAGCAGAGACUUCUGGAGGAGAAGGACCCUGUCCCUCUGUUCAAGGUCUACGUGGAAGAGCUAAUUGAGCAGCUUCAGCAGCAGGCACUGUCUGAGCCAGCGGUGGUGCAGAAGAGAGCCAGCGGGAAGUGACUGCAUAGUGACUGACCCGUGCCUGAUAGCCAGGCUCAGUGUCCCUUGUUGUCCCCAGCCACUCCACCCCUCUGCCCUUUGGCACCAUGGACAUAGUCUGGGGUGGUGACAAGAGCCACUUGAGGCAGUGGGUGAACCGUUCUUGUGCGUACUGGCUGCGGAGCUUCUGGCUGGGUGGACUUUGUGGAGGCCCUAAUGGGCCUCUCGUCUCAGGAUCCCCAAAGGCCUGGGGCCUUCUGGCUGCAUCUGAGGUCCCAUCUCCAUCUGCAGUGGAGGCCCAGUUGAGGCAGGUUCACCACAUUUUGGGGGUAGCACAAGUAAAGUCUGAGCAAGGCCAUGUGUGUGCUGCUUUGCUCGGAGAACUGGAGCUCUUCUGCUAUCCCUUGACCCCAUCACUCCCUCGCCCCAGAAACCCUGGACAUGGCUGAGAUGGGUGGUGGUCCCCAGCUGAGCUGUGGGGCUGAGAUUUGUUUCGAUGGUUUUCUAUCCUCUGGGAGAGAAUCCUGAGAAGUUGAGGGUGUUCUGCAGUAAGUUAGGAUGCUGCUGGCCUCUCCACAUUGCACAUCCUGCCUGUUCUGGAUGUUUUCCAGAGCAGAGGCAGGGAGGCUAUGGCCUGGCUUUGGGAGUGACCGGGAAGUGUCCAUGCUGGCAUGCCCUUUGGUGUGGUGAACACCUCCCACCAACUCAGAGGUUCAGAGGCCCUCAGAGGGCACUGCAGGUGGCAGUGUCUUGCAGGGAAAGCCUUUAGUCAGGACCUCUGUCAGCACAGCCACCCGGGCCUGCAACCUGCAUGUCCCCUCCUUAGCUGACCCACACUUGAUUUUGGGCCAGUCACUCUGACGCCUUUCCUGCUCUGAGAUUUGGGGAUGCCUUGGCCCUCUUCCCUACCCUUACCUGGAAGUCCAUCAUUGAGACCCAUUCAGGUCUCUGGGAGCACAGGGAGGGGUUCCCCUGACUUGGUCCUGACAACUGGCUGAGGGGUGCUGGGCUCCCCUGGAAGGUGAUGUGGAAGCAACAACACCUGGCCUGUGUUCCUGGUGCCAGAGGCCAGAGGCAGCGUGCAGCUGGCCAGUAGGCAUGGCUGGUCAGUGGGCACAGCUGCAGGAGAGCCCUACAAAUCCCAUGGCUCAUGAGGUCAUCGAGGGUCAGGGCCUGCCUGCCUUGGGGUCAGAGCCCUGGGGUGUGUAUCACCAGAUCUCUGUCCAGAGCUGGGUACACUGUCACAGUCCCACACUCUUACCUCCUCAUGCUUUCCAUACACCAGUGAUUUCUCAUAUAAUGUCCCUACGUUGUGAACAGUUUUUAAUAUUUAAAGGAUUUUACCAAAAGCUGGCAAUUCCCACCCUGUCCUGUCCCUUCCCCAGCUCUGGUGGACCAGCAUGGCCCACUUGGCUUCAGCCAGAUUGGUUGUGUUCUAGACGAGCCAGCCCUCCCCAUAUUCAUGUCCACAUCACAAUUCCCAUCAGCCCUGAACUAAAUCAAACUGAUCCCUUUUCAGCCCCUCAGCCUUCCACCUCAGUCUGCACUGUGGUUGCACCCCUGAUGUCCCCAGUUCAUUGAUCUUGGCUCUCAGUUACCCCUCACUAACCUGCUUUCCACCCCAAUGAAGGCCACAAGUAGAGGGGGCUCCUGCCAGGACCUGCAGGGCUCGUGUCAGAUUCCUGCGGUCCCCAAGGGACCUGGUGCUGGUGCAGGGUUGGGGUGAACUUGGGCGCCGGUCUCCCUGUCAGCAUUGGUGGGACAGGGGAGAGUGUCUGAGUCCUGGCUGGCUCUGCUCCCAUGGCUUCUGGUGCUGCUGGCCAUUGGGAAGAGCUUAGCUUGGCUUCAGCAGGUCACUCACUUCUCCAUAACCUGAGGCUUACUGAGGUGGCGGUCUGAGUGUGGCCUUGGCCCUGGAUCUCUGAAACAUGAGCUCUCUCCUGGAGGGAGGCAGCAUCCAUUUGUUUUCUCAAAUUCUCACAAAUACCCUUGAUUCAGCAAAGGUUAAGAAGCCCUCAGUGAUUGACAGAGUCAUCCCCCACAACAAAUAAACGAUAACCCAGCUCUGGGACAGACCACUGGCAGGCUGGAUCCACCAUACUGUUCCACCUUCCAAGAGGUGGGGGUGUGGAGGGGGACAUGGACUGUAUGUGCUCACACGUCAUACAGAACCAGGAGCUGAGCCAUUGGAGCCCAUAUAGCCACAUGUCCCUGCCCCGCAUAUAUUCCCCCCUCCAGGCCCUGGUCAGGCUUCCCGAGCUCCCUUCCUCAUUUCUUCAGCCCCAUCAACCAUACCUCUGCCAGUCUCUGUUGCUGUGUCUGUCUUUCUGAGAGCCUCCAGUUCUACCUCCAUGAGGCUCUGUAGCCCCUCAGGCCCCUAGAUUGGGGGGUCAUUUGUACUCACCAAGGUCAAACCUGCAGAAGCAAGACCUGCCUACACUGGCCCACACCCCUAUCCCUGUACCUGCUGGGUUGGACCCUGCCCAGCCAUCUAGGAGCUCUCUUGAUCCCCAAGUG
Molecule: messenger RNA, 4001 nt
Organism: Miniopterus natalensis
Lineage: Eukaryota; Metazoa; Chordata; Mammalia; Chiroptera; Miniopteridae
Gene: MRPL28
Product: mitochondrial ribosomal protein L28
Cellular component (GO): mitochondrial large ribosomal subunit
Molecular function (GO): structural constituent of ribosome
Source: RefSeq, a predicted model, not a curated record